This is a messenger RNA of Amoebophrya sp. A25, 12717 nucleotides long. The record is from the annotation of a GenBank genome assembly. Lineage: Eukaryota; Dinophyceae; Syndiniales; Amoebophryaceae.
GAUUUUUUCAAUGGCCAUUUGCAAUUUCAUAAUGAAGCAGCUUUAUUUGGCCUUGCUACUGCAACCGAAGAAACAAGAUGAGCCUGGGGCUUAUGCUAAUGCUUGAGAUUUCCUGCUACAUAGCAGCGGGAUUUCUUCUAGGCAUUUGGUGGAACGUAGACGCGGACUUCGCGCUCGUUCAUUCGGGGAUAUUGCCCAGAUCGCGGCAUCUGCAUCCCGAUUGGUUACGGUUUGACGUUCCUGUUGUUCGGAAAACCGUGUCGUCAUCGAGACCUGAAGAUCAUCAAGCCGCACCUAAACGGGGAGCCUUCGAAGUCCGAAAUUCGAAUACUGUCGAGAAUAUUAUUCCAAACGCAAAUAGAAAGGUAGGGGAAGCAGGGGAAAAGGGGACCGAGCCAACUCUAUUGAAAAAGGAUCAAGCAAGAAGCACUACUGCGCUGAAUGUUGAUCUCCCGGACAUCGACGUUGUAAAGGACGAAGAGGGAAGAACACACGAUCAGACAACAAUCAAUCAACAGCAAGGUGUUCUGGCUAUUCCCGCAAAGAUAAAGCACGAAGAGAAAGACGACGCUGAAAGAAAUCCUGGCAGUGGCUCGAGCAGCUCGUCGCUUUCAUCAUCUACGAAUCCCACGACUAGCAGUUCUCCCACAUCUUCGGAACAAGAUGAUCAUGUCGACAAAAACGAAGCGGCAAAACGCGCAUCGCAGUCCUCCGAGUCUGAAGAUGCGAAGGCAUCGAGGGAAGGAGACAUUGAGGUGUUCCGACCACAGCUGUGCCAGACAAAGAGGCAGCAACUUAUGUUGCACGAGGCAGAAACUGCCAAACACGAUGCCACGAAGGAACACGAGUUGUGGCCCUAUCCGUGGUACACGACAAGCCCCUACCGAAUCCCCUCGAAAGAAGAUGCUAUGGCUAGGGGUCAUUGCUUUCAUUAUCGUUGUAACUUUCAUCUCCACGACUGUUCUACUUGCUUGCUUCUUACUUGUUGGUCAUGUUGAAGAUGUUUGUCUUCUUACGUGAUUUUGUUUGAUAAGAAAUAGAUGAGAAAAAGUUUCUCUAAAAAGAGCAGUAGUGACAAAAUUUACAAGGCAGGCUCUUGGGGUGAAUCAACGUGCGUUGACGUAUCCGCGAAGUUUGAAGUGCAUUCCUUUCCUAUGGCUUGGAAUGGGCCGCUGGCUCGUCUCCAUCAGAUCGGCACUGCUGACAAAUACGACAAGCGUAGCCGGCGCCACAAAGGACGAAUCAUCCACGAUAAUUUGGAGUGGAAACCAUGGUGGAGGUGAGGAUGAGGAAGUUCCAGGAGAACAUGUUAUCAGAGCACAGAAGCACGAGCAAGAGUUGCCUUUAUCUUCUCGCGAAGAACCCACAAGAAGAAGUGCAAGAACCACCGGUGGUUUGAGAAUAGAACGUGCAGACCUCCACCUGCUGACAGGGGUUAAAACGCUUGUCAAGAAUGUUCAGGAGGACGAAGAUAGUCCAACUGAAGAGGAUAGCGCUUGGCCCGAUGAGGAGGCAGAGGAACGCCACGGAGACCAGGCGAAAGCGAGACUGGAGGACAAGAAUGCAGAUGAAAUGGACGAAGAAGAGAAUCAGAAUCUUGAGAUUGUUGAAAGCUUAGAGAUGCUGGCGCAGGACGUGAAGCGACAUGGCGAUCAUGCUACGGCCGAGGAGGAAGAGAUGACGUCUGAUAGUGCCAGCGAGGACGAGGAACAAAAGGAUGGAAAAUCAACAAGACGCUUAGCAUCUUCCUCAUCGUCUCUAACUGCAACGAGGAGUUUGACGACGAAGAUAAAUUGGUGUCCGGAUACUUACGGUGGAGAGUCGGUUGAAGUUUUGGAUGUCGCUACGAACAAGCACACCGAAGAGCAUACUGGAGACGGCGUCUGGGCAGUGAAGGCUGUAAAAAGUGUGGAUUUGUCAAUCAUUGUCACACCACUAUCGCAGUUUGCAGACCCAGACGUCAGUAUUUACGGACAAACCAUAUCUUCAGGCUCAGAUACCAGUGGAGAAGUUGCAAACUCUUCUACUUCCAGUACGCUCUCAUCAUCUUCAUCGUGCCGCUUUGUGCAACGAGCAAUGGACUUUGGGGGAGACGUUUUGCGACUGCCCAGAGGCGUCGCAGAGGAGGCUGGGUAUAAGCAGUACUACGUGCAUGUAAGAUGCAGCGGCUUCUCAAGCUUUUUCAGCCCCUUGGGUUUCGGCUCCCUGCUUUCCAGCUCAGGAUCCUCAUCGUCCUCCCCUAGCACAACGUCACCGCGAAGAAGUUUGGGAGAACAUCAACGAUCAUCAUUUUCUGAAGACCUCCGUGAUCUCACGUCGUCAUCUUCGAGAUCGUCCUCCUGCAAAUAUCACGUAUCGAUUACGGCUCAAAGUUUUACGGAUGAAAUCGUCGGAACAAGAUCCGGUGUGGCCUAUCUUGGAGUUUCGCAAAAUUUUGUGUAUAAUGUCCCGAAAGAUACUGGCAGCGGUGCGCAUCUCACUGUGAGCCUCUAUCCUAGAGAUGCUAUUGCAGUACAGCAUGGCGGGCUCAAACUCCUGGUGAACGACAACGAAAUUGGCAGUACAAAAACGAGUUUCGGGAAGUACUCAACUAUUUUUUAGACCCUGGAGAACUGGGACUGGGUCCCUAUGUACUUACGUACAACAUUUUCGUUUUCCUAUGUGGGUCGUUGUUGAUGUAUUGCACAUUGUUUAGAUAUGAGGUGACCCCGAGCCCGAGGGCAAGGGCAGGACGAGGGGGCUCCAUUUGGUAGAUCCAAUAAACAUCUUUUUUUUUACCUUACUAGCAACCUGCGCCCAAAAACUACCCAUUAUUCUUUUUGUUUCUCCUCCUUAAAUACUUACAGUUACCGUGCUCAGCCAGGCUGGUUUGGAGGAGAAGUCGUCAACGUUCCUGUGCUCGAUAAGAAGUCCGUUUAUUUCUCGGUUUUGAAGAAGAAGCUGAAGGACCCAGUGCCUUUCGUCCUCAGUGUCCAGCUAAACGAUGGACCAGUGAAGCUAACGCCGCACGCACCCGUGUGGGACCUUGUCUCGAAACGGCAGACGAAGUACUACACGCUGGAAGUUACCAGGCCAAACCUAGAUGUGUCCGUCUACGUCACUCCAGUUACCGGCGAUCCGACACUAGUGUGUGAUGCUGGACUCAAUAAGAAGCCGCGACCAGGGAAUGCGAUGUGGGAAGAACAUCAUCCGGGAGGUGAAAGUCUUUACAUACUUUUAAGGCUUGUACUAGGUUUAUUGUCUAUCGUGAUACAUAGAUGGACAUGGACAUUAUUGAAGUUGACGUCCACCAUGUCGCAUUAUUGAUGAUGACAUGGAUAACUUGCUUGUAUGGAAGAAGAGUGAAAUUUGUAAUCUGAUUCUCUUCAGACUUCCUUGACGUAUAAUGCCUAUUUAAUACCAUGGUGUUCGGCCUCCACCUUAACUUUGGUUUUAUCAGUUCUGGUCACGAAGCAUCCUCUAAUCUUGGCGAACGAUCCAAAGCGCCUGCGCGCUGGAUUAGAUAAACCGGGAAACUUCACGAUUGGAGUGUAUGGGACGACGUCGAGUACCUAUUCCUUGAUGGCUAUUCUGGACCCGCAUGUUGAUCCUACCAGCGAUGAGGGCAAGGCGGACCAGGCGCUGGGCCCCACUCCCAUGUGGAGCGAAUUGUAUCUGGGAAUGCCGCAGCGAUUGAGCGUGCGUCAAGGAAAAACAUCUCAUACGCUAUUCUUCAACAUGCUGGACCGGAAGUAUAUAGAGGUCGUGGUUUCCGCGGAUCGGCUGCGUCCGCCGUCGUCGUCUGAUACAUCCGUAAGUAAAUCUUCAAAUGGAGGCGCAGUCCCCGGUGCCGGCGUUGACAUUUGCAUCACCAAAUGCGGAACCGAUCCUCAUAAUUGCGCAGAGAAAAGUCCGUUUGGUGCAGGCACGACUCCGAAUUCAGAAGCAAACCCGUCAACUGGAAAAGCUGCAAAGGCCGCAUCCUCGAGUUCUGGGGACGGUGCCGAUGAAGCAGAAGGAACAUCUACGACGACCACUGUCUCACCCAGAGCAAAGCGCCGCCGCGGUCUUCGGGAAGGUGAUGAGUCCAAAAGCGCUGCUGUUACUAAGGAGAACAUGGAUUGGUCUGGGCUCUCGCCUACUGGCCGCAAUGUGAGUGUCGCAACCUGCGUGACCACGAUUAAAGCUGCAGAUACGGUGAGUGGUCCCGUUCACGCUUUGAUACCAAACCCAUGUCCGCAAUGUUGGUACGCUCUUCUUGCCACGCCGGGUAAAGGAACAAGUGCUUCUUCUGAAGGAACGAGUUCGAGUAGCAGCUCGAGCUCUAGCAGUACGCAAACACAAGGUCGUACGGAUUUCACGGUGACGAUGUCUGCAUCGGGAUCUGAGUGGCACCCGUUGACAUUGAAAGAGCCGUUUUGGGGUCAUGUGGACGCAGGAGGAGCCGACGUAAAGCUCUCUUUCGAGCUGUUUGCAUCUGACAUCGCUGGUACGUCGUGCAAACUGCAAUUUGAACUCGUUCCCCUACAUGGCACACCGCAAAUGACCAUCACGGAACUGACGAAGGAAAACGAUGAGACGAGUACCGAAGAAGACGAAGACUCGUCAAGUUCCGCAAGUACCGAGUUGAGCAGUCGAAAAAAGACUUUAGCGACUAAAGUGGAUAGUGUGUUCGAGACUGCGGAGAUUACCAGCUCCUCUCUGACAUCUGAUUCAUCUUCUUUGGCGGUCGGGGCCAAGAAACCGAGUAAACGGAGAGUAUUCCAGAUCCGAGUACGCGCAAAAGGGCCGCAGCAUGCACAGUUUCGACUGGUUGUCGUCAGAAAGGGAGAGGCGUCGUCUGGCGUGAGCAGCUCAACGUCUGGCCAGAAGGCAGACGCGACGAAACCGGAGUUCUGGUCUGACUUGCCCAUUGUGGCGGUUGGAGAAUCCAAAUCGGGCUUCUUGACAUUACCAGCUGGCGAACCCGAAUUUUCAGCCUUUUUCGUUGACGGGACGCAGAGUGAAUCUGUGUUGUUAGCGACUGAUCCGCCGCUACCAAUCUUAGGAAAUAUUUUACAUGACUUUGACUUCUGCUUUCAACAUUGACUUUUGAAUCCAUUUGGAUUCGUCAUAUGGUUCAGGAAAUGAGGGAUGCCCUGCUAAGAAAAUUGAUCUUGCCGCAAUGUGACCACUCGUGUUACGACAUCCUGUGUCAGAAUCACAACAGUUUUUUCUUCUUCUUCUUCUUCUUCUUCUUCUGAGGGGUCUAACAAUUGCAGUCGAGGUAGCGCCCAGCGAGUUUGCUCCCGGUGGCGCAGCCUCGGCAUCAGUUAGUCAAAGCAGUGUGGCAAAGCUUCCUAGUUUAGGCACGAGUCCCUGGCGCACGACCCUCAAGAACAAAGCGGAUCCUGGCGGUGACCCUCUUGCGGAGACGCUUGUGAUCAAGCCGCAAGACAGCCAGUAUCAGAAAAACAAGGGAGCGUAUUACGUCGUUGGUGUCUUUCCAAAGCUGCAUCAAGGGAAUAGUUUGGGCGAUUCUGCAUCUUCAUCUUCUAGCGGGGGCGCAGCUGGAGGCGUUCGCUACCGUUUGCAGGUUCGUUCUUUCAAGGAAGACGUUUUCAACGAGCUGCUGCCUGAUCAACCUGCGAUACGGGGCUCCAUCGAAAAAAAGGAGGUUAUCAAAUACGCGUUGACGAUUGGGCCACCGCCUGCUGGGACAAAGCACCGCCGCCACAUAGUGCUUUCUUUGGUAGUGUUCUCGGGUGAUGCCGACCUCUACGCUGGCUUUACGAAGAGCGUUUCGCGCCAGCACCACACUUUUGCCAGUUCGAGGUACGGAUCGGAUGCAAUUUUCAUCACCGGCUUUUCCGAUAAAAACAGGUGUGCUCCGAAGUUUGAACGCGGAGAGGACUGCGUGCUGUACGUUUUAGUCUACGGCUAUGGAAAAGCGACGACUUACGCCCUUUCGGCGACCACACCCGACGGCAAGCCAGUGGAGCUCUUGUCGACUCUAGAAGGCAAGUUAUUGAAGGGCAUGCGGCAAUUUUACUAUACCGAUUUCUCCUCUGCGGCUGCCAGUGCUGCGAGCUCGUCUUCGUCCUCUGAUACUGUGGCCCGAGUCUCUAUCGUGCCCCAGAAGGGCGAUCCGGAUCUUUAUUGCGUUCUUACCGACUUGGAGACCGCAAAGGACCCACCUGCGGAGUUCGCAGACAUCAAGACCAUGCGGAAGGCACAUGCAAUGUACAAACGGUACGCUUCUUUCAAGGCUAGUGGCAAUGAGAUCCUUCGUAUCGCUCGCUCGGAUUGUCCAGCUGCAAGCCAUGAAUUACGCCAGCUUUCUAAAGACCAGAACGGGAUCAAGGACACAGAAAGUGAUCGCCGUCGGGACGACGUUUCUUGGCCGUGGUUUCUGAGCAGGCUGCUCAGUGUUGGAAGAAGUAGAAGUGCGGAAGUACAUGUAGCGCUGGAUGAUUCGAAAAUACCGUCGGUUACUCUUGUUGCCGAUGGCCGUCACCUUGCAGAGCCAGAGGGUACUACGGCAAUCGCGAGGUCAAGGAGCGUUUCAACACCCUCCACGUUAGAAAAACCCUUACCUUCUUGGAUGGGCCAGUUGUAUAAGAAGUUUGCUGCAGCGGCGAAGCGACCUACAUGGAACUGGCUUGCAGAGAAGCUGCCUCCAGAGGACUAUCUUAGACGAGAGAUGGGUAGUACUUCCAAGAAGUGUGCGAUUUUUUGUGCUGUUUACGCUUUCUCCAACACGACGUACCAGAUAGGCGUCACGUUUGAAGAAGACAGCAGAUCUUCCACGACAAGUAGUAGUGAAUCUGGAUCGUCUUCGUCAUCGUCUUUAUCGGGUUCGUCCUCUUCAGGCAGUUCGUCGUCCUCAAGUGCGUCAGCGUCUACUAGUGGUGUAACAGCGUUGACUUCCGGCGUGCCCUCAAUCGGAAUGGUCCUCAAGGAUUUGCAUACUACAGAGCGAUUCCGAUUUCGCACUUCAGAUCCGAACGCGCUGAUCACGGUGACCCCGCUGAUGGACUGCCACGUUGUCACCAGCAUCAAGGGUAUCGAUUACCACAGAAGACAAAUACCCUUGACUGGUCUCACAGCUGGUGAAUCGCUGCUGGUCAAAGUCAGCCUAGAUCCAGAGAGGAGGAGUGAGCUGCUCUGCAUGUUUGAGGUAAAAGCACAGUCUGGAGCGGGCAGCGGGAAUUUUUUGGGAUCGUCCGAUAGUGCAUCUUCAUCGAGCCAUACGUCCUCUGGGGACAGAGGCAAAACGCUAGAUGGAGUCUCUGGUAAUCUCACAUCGAAGUAAGUACUUAUUUUUUGAACUUACCACUUCCACUGAUGGUUUGACUUUGAUUCAAUUCAGUAGACCGAAUAAAACUUCCCUGCACUCCUGAAAGUUUUUUUCCAGUGCUGCGUGCAGGAAUUUUGCAAUGAGAAAUGCUAUUGCAGCAGUCGUGUAGUAUUUUCGAAAAAAGCUUGUCGUUGUACCACUACAAAAGCUCCUGUUGUACUUGCUUUUUGCAACUACAUAUGGAUAUUCCUCUAAUCAAUAGCACAGAAUGAAUGCUAAAACAUAUGGACCUACAAGAGAAAAAUAUCGCAUCACCAUCGAGUACAUUAUCAGGCUCUUCCUCGUCCAGCGCAACGACAAGCGGACCUCUUUUUCCGACGUUGUACACCGAAAACGAUAGCUACAAGAAGGCUAAGCUUAGCCGGCUUGCUAAUGGCAUCCCGUUCAUUGGCAGCACUGCUGUAGGAAAGGGGUUUGAGGAGCAAAGAUUCAUCUAUUCGCCCGAAAAUUGCGAUCUGACAGAGAUUCGCAUAGUGCCAUUUAGUGGGGAUAUGCUGGUUUUCCGCAAAAAGCCUGGAAGCACUGACUCCGGCGCCGGAACCGAGGUCUGGUACUCUGUACCACGUGGUGUUGUUGAUGAUGGGUCAGGCUCCGCGGCUGCGGCUGGUGGAAGUUCAUCUAGCUCUACUUCAUCGGACGGCUCUAGAAGCUCGUCCUCGAGUACCUCCAGGAGUGGCAGUGGAGAUGAUAACAAAGGGUCCUCUAGAUCCUCAAUCAAUGCGGACAUCGCAGCGUCAAAAAACAGCCUACUUGAAUACUUCGUGCUGAAGCCUGGACGAGACAAGAAUGGGCAGUGCGAGGAUAUGAAGUUUUUGGUUCGAAGAAUUCACGGAACUAUGUAUGCCGAUUACAGCGUCACGGCAUUCGAGGAUGGGGCUGAUAGACCACGCUUCGAAACUCUUCCGUCUGAUGUUCCGGUAUCAAAUCUUGUAAUGUUAGAUAUUUAUACAUAUUUAUAGAUUGUUUGCCGUGAUAUUCUGAUUCCAUUCGAGAACGCGUAAAAAAAUGCUGCCAGCAGAUCCGCUACAGGCAUCGUAUAAACCUACCCCUAGUUGUAGCGCUUCCCAGGCUCUCCCUCUCCAUCAUGUUCUUCAACCUGAGCGCAAUUUCUCCGUUCUCCUUCUCUUCAUCAUUCUCAAUUUUCCACUCCUCUCUGAAUCGUAGAAACAUACAAAUUAUUUCCAACCUAUGCAGUCGUACAUGCAAUUUCCGGGAAAGACUCGACGAUUCUCUCUUUUCGUGAAUUCGGCAGUGACAAAACAAACACUGAAGCUGCAGUGCAGACCGCAUUGCGCAGGCAUGGAACUAUCCGCAGGCAUGACGCCAGACGACAAUUCGGAGAAGAUUAAGGCUUCUCCUAAUCCAUCUUGGCAGACAUGAUCCUGAGGAGGGUUUUCAAGGUAAACAAAAGGCAUUUAGGAUGCAUCUCAAGGUGGAAGAUUAGGGCGAGCUCUAAACAGACGUGGAAAACAAGCGGAAGGGAGGAAGAUCAAGUGCUCACUCUCAGUCUUAAAGACCAGUCUAAGGUACUAGUACUUAUGAUCACAACUGUAAAAAGUUAUUGACAAUUUUCUGGAAGUCGAAUGCGUACCGUAACCUUCACCUGUGGAAGUGUUCUCUGGUUCUGGUUAUUUUGGAAAAUAUAUACAUUGAGAUAGACAAGAUAGUAGAACAAGAACGAGUCUCAUUGUUCACCACAACAUGAUAAAGAGGCGAAUACUUCUCAUCUCCAUUAAGAAAUCAAUAUAUCAAUUCAGAGCCGCAACUAUGGAUUUUACCCGCGUGUCGUUUAUGCUUGGGUUUCACAGCGGAACGACGAAAGCCAUGGCGUUCUGGUUCACGCCUCUCUCGUCGCUACAUCGGACUCCGUGUUCGAGCUCUUGCUGGACGGCGGAGAGGCUGUCGUCGAGGUCGCGCGGCCGAACGAGCCAGCCUACUUCGCUUUCGAUGCGCCGAGGGCUACUCCUCUGCUGACCAUUAUCGGAAAACUGCCGUACGACGAGGAAAAUGACCUCUACAACACAAAAGUGCAGAUGUGGGUCCAGGACUGUGUAGAUCAGGCCCAGUUGCACAUCGAGGAUCCGGAAAGCCUACCAGGAUCAAAGUCGCACGACGUGGUCGGCCGAUUGAACAGCAGAAAUCAGCUCGUCGCCUUUGUGGACAAUAGCCAUAAACCGACGACAACUGCAGCCACUGGAAAAACGAAACCCCUGUUAUGAAAACAAAGUCGAAAGACUGAUUCAAUGUUACAAUUCGAUCAUUUUUCAUUGUGAUAUCGCCUGCGUCAGACGAUCUACAUCACGCAAGUUAGUAAUUUCAAACUUUACUGCAGAAGAACAGGUAGUCGUAGAACUUGCACUCAGUCAUCUAUUUGGUCCGAUAGAUGCGGGGUAAAGAGUUAUAUUGUCUUUUUCAUCUUCCAGCUCACUGAGCAAGCAUUGUUUCUAUCGUGUGGGCAUUACGACCUCUCGGCCUGGUCCAGUUCGGGUAACCGUUCGCGGUGGCACAACACGGAAAAACGCGCCGCUCCGCGUGAAUGGCCCUAGCCAGGUUGGAAUUUUACGUGAUAAAUAUCCGGAGUCCUAUAUCUUGGUAAACCACUUGACGAGGGAGGAACUACGCAAGGCGAAAGUCCUCGUACACUACGAGCCUUGUCAAGGAAAGAUAUCCCCGCAUCGACCACCGGUGGAGGAAAUGCUUAUGUCGAAGAUGCACAUGCAUAAAUGUUGUAGUAGUCGACGUUAGUUGUAAAUGCUCUUGUAAGUAGUUGAUCAUGAUCAUAUUUGUCCUUUGGAAAUCAUGCUCGUUGAUAAUAUUGUCGUGGUAGCUAGUCUAAGGCUGAGCCACACCGUACAUGUCACAUGAUGAGUUUUGUCCGACUAUGAAAAGAAAAGGCCCACAGAUGUGAGUAUGAGAACAGCAAGUAAAGAGCAGGAGAUAAAGUAGCCUUCAUUUGUGCGGGAGACAGUGACGAACCAAUCAAGCUCGCAUGCGAGGGCGAUAAUUGUAAGGGACGUUUCCUUCUGCGUGCAACGUCAAUGGCGAAUAGCUGGGAGUACAGGCCCGGGAAGUUGAGCAAGCCGGAAAAAGGUAAUGAGUAUGGCUUAUGUUAUGUGAGUCAGCCGAUCGCUAUUCGAACAGGCGCAUUAUUAAUACAAGUAGUAUUAUAGAUACCUGGACCCCGCCGGCUCCGCCAUUUCGUAGUAAGCACACCAUGAUUUUGACUACGACAUGCGGUUUUUGUAUCUGUCGUAGUCGUGGUGAAAAUAUGAAGAUGAAGAACUACGGUGAUCGAGAACGGUCACAUUAGAUGAAGCAUAGUAUAGAUAAAUAAGCACAUCGUUAUCGUUUUCAUGCAGGUUGGCGACAUGGUAACUACGAGUUAGAAUGGACGGUUCCCCGUAGACGACAUUAUCAAUCGGACCAGAGGAAAAACGAGGCGUUUGGUGAGAUUGUUGAGGAUGUGUGGUAUGAAGUCUUCAUUAUUCCCGUCAGUACGGAGAAGCCCAUUUUCGACGACUUCCAUCCAACUUCAUGCGGCUGUUACAACAUGAUCGGGAAAGUGCCAGGGGUGCAGAGACAGGUAAUAAAAGAAGAUGAAUUAAAAUCUAAAUUAGAUGAAUUUCAAUUCGCGCUUCUUGUCAUAGUGCAGAGUACUUGUUCAUGUUGAGUUUCUUUAUGACAACUGUCCAUAGCAAACAGAAUAUUUCAUGCAACAAUUACAGAUGUUCAGCAGUAAAGACUUGUCGUUUCCAACGGCCGAUACGGUAAAGGCGAAAUUGACUGCCCACUAUGCGCCUGCACGUGGCGAACAUUUCGAUUUCGUCCUCAUAGCGAGGGACGGCCAAACAGACGAAAAGUUUGCCUAUCCGAAGGUCUCUUUAGUUAUGCUUUUGAAGUUUUUUCCUAACUAACUUCGAGUUUUUUCAGGCUGGUUGAUGAAAAUCGAAAAAAUACUUACAUCAACGUCAAGAAAGCGUCAGUUAUAACGAGACCAAAAAUAAUAAGACGGAAUUUGCUUUUUUGACAUUCUCUAAUCUUCCGGACGAUGAAAGUGACGGCGUCGGAGACUUCACUGGCGACCCUCUUCUUAAUCCAACCGCGAAGUACGGAAACGCCUUUUCGGACCUGGCAUCUCAGCCUGCGAGUUUCCUUUCACGGCUGAGUUUCGUCCUCUUUGUUCUCUUCGUAAUCCUCACUUCACUGUGCGUCUGCGUGCGCUACGGCAGGUGCAUGGUCAUGGCAGUGGCAGACUUGGGCUCCCGCUCUUAUGCCUUUUGUAUACUAACUUGGCUAGUAGCAUUACACGUCUAGUAGUGGAGCUGCUCGUGCUAGUGUUGUAAGUAAAAGUCAUGCAGCUCCUGUAGUCGAUUCUUCUGGUUGAUCUUCCUCUUUAGUUCUUGUUGAGAAUUUUUUCGAAACUGCGAGUUUCUCUUUCUAAUCUCUGAUCGCACGAAGUCAUCUGGGGUACGCGCAAGGUCCUACAUCCGUCUUUGAACUGCGGCCAACAGCGGAUGUUCCUGGUGGUGGAGCACCGAUGCGAAGCGGUUACGAACCACCGAACGCGAUUGGUGUUGGAUAUAACAGGAUUGAGUAGAAUUAGAAGGAUGUCUCGUAGCCUUGGAGCUAGUGCACAGGCUAUGUCGAGAGGCGAACACAAGAGGUGGACACCUGUGGUUUCAAAGAGCAGCCUUUUUUGCUUCCUGUUUCGGAGGGCAAUGGAUUGCAGCUCGGUUUCCUUUAUGUUUUCCUUUGCAUCGAAAAAGAAAAUUAUAGCAUUAAUCAAAAAAUAGCGAGAUUGAUAGGAUUGAAAUUUUGUUUGAAUUUUUUAAACCGAGGUUGACCUUGACGCAGAGAUUGAAACAAACAUGACGAGGGGAUACAUUUAGUGUACGAGUUUUACCUGCUGACGACCUGGGUAUGGGUAACUCUAACUGUUUUACGUGCGACUACUUCGAUCAAAAAGCAAUGACAGAAAGGACCAUUUCGUUUCUCGUGCUAAAGCAAUCUACGUGGCUUGCUUCUCACUAAUGAACAAGAGACUAAAAGGGAACAGAAGUUGAAAGUAAAGGAAAUCUGAAGGGCUUCAUAGUGGUUAGAUAUUCUACGAAAUUAUGUUGAUAAUAUUUUUUGCUGCAACUUUAUUCUAGGCGGACGACACCAGUUUACGAAGUACUUACCUGUGUUGCCGUAACCGUGAGACUAUGUUAUAUUUGAUAUGAUCACAGACACAGGAAGAGAAGUGGAAGAUUAUGAUUACGAACCAGAAAUUGAUUAAUGAGCGUAUGCACGGCCACUGAUUUAGGGAAUACGAAGAAGAACAACAAGAUUCAAGAGGUCAGAGGUCUGGAUUUUGUCCACCAUAUUUGAAGCUGUGCCUUGCUCUAGGUGGGCUUAGG